Molecule: messenger RNA, 789 nt
Organism: Schistocerca cancellata (South American locust)
Lineage: Eukaryota; Metazoa; Arthropoda; Insecta; Orthoptera; Acrididae
Exons: 2
Coding region: 13-789 (258 amino acids)
Source: RefSeq, a predicted model, not a curated record
UCAUAUUACAGAAUGAAUCAUAAUACAUUUCAGUAUGUGCUGCAGAACAUUCAAGACAAAAUUUCGAAACAGAACACAAAUUUUCGCAGAAGUAUAACAGCAGAAGAAAAAUUGUGUAUAACGAUAAGGUAUCUGUCCACUGGCAUCUCCUUUCAUGCACUAGCAUCGUCAUUCCGAUUAGGAGUGUCCACCGUAUCAGUGUUGGUGAAAGACGUUUGUAUGGCCAUAUGGGAGUCACUUGCCCCCAUUCAUUUACCAACGCCAACUGUUUCUCGAUUUAAAGAAAUUGCCAGUGAAAUGCAUACGAGAUGGGGAUUUCCAAACUGUGUUGGAUGUAUAGACGGGAAGCACAUACGUGUCCAAUGUCCUAAACUUUCUGGCAGCAUGUUUUACAAUUACAAACAGUAUUAUUCGAUUGUACUCCAAGCAGUUGCUGAUGCAAAUUACAAAUUUAUAGCUGUGGAUGUUGGUGCCUACGGUAAACAGUCUGAUGCAGGCGUGUUUAAAGAAAGUAUGUUAUAUAAGAAACUUACAAAUGGGGAGCUGUUAUUACCGCCACCAACAAGACUUGAAGGAAUGUGUCAGGAACUACCGUACGUCAUUUUGGGAGAUGAAGCUUACCCCUUAUUAGAGAAUUUGAUGAGACCUUUUCCUCGCAGAAAUUUGGACAACGAGAAGAUUCUAUACAAUGAUAUGCAUUCCAGAGCAAGAAAAGUUGUUGAAUGUGCAUUUAGUAUAAUGACCAAUAAAUGGAGACUACUGAGGAAGGAAAUUGAAACAUCCGUCUGA